AUGGCCAUCUUCACGGGAGGAAAAAGCAGGGCAAUCAGCUCACCGCGCCAUCUGACUCUUCGUCAUUCUCGCCGCAAAGCUCUUCACAACAAGAUUACGCGCGGUAUCCUUCCUCCCGAAGACGAUGAUCAACCCAUCCUGAAGCCUGGAGAAGAGAAACUCAACUCUUUCUGGGCUCCCGGACUCGAGGCCGGCCCUGUGCACACAAUCGUUGCCACUCAGACAGUCAAAGCACCAGGAAGCGCCGACGAUCUUGUGCUCGUUUCAGAGCAAGACUUCUAUGUCGACGCGCCUCAGUUCUCCCUCCCUGAAGGAUCCGUGUAUUCGUGCUAUCCGCCGUCCGGAUACCCCGAGGAUCACCGCAUUCUUCCCCAUGUUGUGCUCAGCGAUCCUCACCUGCCUUGGGAGAGACGGGGCAGCCCCAAGGAUGACGCCUUGGGAGACAAGCGCAACAAGGUGCCAUGGCUUGCUCUAUUCACCUUUACCCAAGAUGAACUCAGGCUGGCCCCCGACGCCUUGGGCGGCUUUCAGUUCAAGCAGACUCCAACUUUGGCCGUCAACAUGACUGUGGAACAGCUCUGGGAUAUCACCACCGCCAACUCGCCCGUUCAAAAAACGCCAGAAUGGAACCCAGACGUCAUAAAAAGCGCCAAAGGGGACUUCAUUUUUAUGAAACCAGACCUGUUCAAGAGUCUGUUCUCCACGUUUGGGGACGACAACAAGCGUGAAGUUCCGGCCACACCAGCCACAACCAAGUACAAAUACCUUGCCCAUGUGCGGAACAUCAACACCACAGGAAUGGCGGUGGCCGGCGUCGAAGAUGUUGGCAUUUUCUCCGUUGUGGUGGGAAGCCGCAGCGGACCGUUGGUGAACGAGGCGCCCGUGUCGGUUUCAGUCCAUCUCGUCUCCAUUGAAGGGGUGGAGGAUAUGAAGGCUUUUCCGGACAACAAGCCCCUGAUGGCCCUGUGCUCAUUGCACAGCUGGAACUACACGGUCAACCCGCCUGGGAUGUUAAAUGUUCAUGACGCGUUUGUCCACCUAGGAACGGCGCCGCUCGGUCUGAAUCUGCUCCGCGCACCGGAUGCCACAAUUGAGGCCGUCAGCAAGAUGUCCGACAAGGUGUCCCCGAGGCUAGCCGAGCGCCUCAAAGACGGCUAUAGCCUGGUCAAAUAUCGCGUCCAGACCGGGGAGGAAACCGUGGCCCUCUACCGGAGUCCAUUCACACCAACGGUCGUCGCGCCCCUCCCUCACCGCAACCGCUGCUCCAACUCGGGUCAAGAUCUCCAAAUUCUCGACCGCGAAGUGGGCAUCAUGGACGUUACGUACUCGGUUGCGUGGCAGGUUGGCCGCCUCCUCGCGUUGGGAGACCAAGGCUUCACUGCUGCCCUGGCUCGUUUUCGGACCGCUAUUCAUACUCUGGCUAUGAAGGAGUCCAAGAUACAUGUGGUCCGCGCCGUGGGUGGAGAUUCAAGCCUUCGUCGCCGCGUUGACGUCCUCGAGAAUCUCAAGCAGACUGUGAGCCAUCUAAGAAACAUCCACCUCGGUGAAGAACACGAUGGUGACGGCGUCGGUGGCCCAGGCGGGGACAGCGGCUUCGUGCCCGGCCCGCCCAAGCAAAGGUGGCGCCGCAACCGCCUGACCAAGAAGCAAUACCCUCAGCUGGGAUUCAAUGGAAUUCAAGUCAAAGACCAAUACCUCGAGAAGGCCAAGGAGGCCGCAUACAAGCUUUCCAUGGGCAAAGACGGCAAGAUCUAUGACGAGACCAACGACCCGGUAUCAACAGAUUGGAUGCAGCUCUUAGCCUGGGUCAUGGACCGCAUGUUCCUAUCCGGCGUCCCCGCCCACUACCUCAUCAGCGACCCCAGCCAUCUGCCGCAUGAAGGUCUGCGUUUCUUCUACAUUGACCCCAACUGGGUGGACGCCAUGAUCGACGGAGCCUUGAGUCUGGCCAACCACAAUGGCGAAGACCGGGACCGCGUGGCUAUCAAGCUCGCCAUCAACCGGUACAUCCAUCACAUUCCCGAACACCAGACACAUCCGCCGCAGAUCCCCACCUACGGCUUUUACAUGAGAUCCGAUCUCGUCACCAUGUAUCCGGAUCUGAAAGUGACCACCAAUCCGCCACCUCCCGAUGGCACGAUCCCUGACAAGGCACCGCUGCUGAGACACGAGAUCGUGUCGGACGGCGUCAUGCUCGGCCUGUUGGACCGGCUCCCUGGAGCUACAGACUUUGACGGUCUGGUCUUCACGCAGCCGCCACACCAGCAGCGCUUUGCCGCCGGGUACAGACUGAGCAAGGAAGAUAUCGGCAUUGAGAUUUGGCGGCAAUACACGGUCGACAUGAAGACCCAGGAAUCAGACCCGCUCCUCCACAAACACCUGAUUCCGGCAUUCCAGAUGAAGCAAGAAGAUCAGAAGAACUGGUUCACCUGGAACAGUGACCCCUCGGUACCUAACAAUAAUCUGCGCGUGGUUCGGCUUCCCUUCUACGCCGAGGAGCAGGCCCGCCUUCUCCAAGAGAAAAUGGAGAGAAAGUAUUUUGACGACGGCGUUCCCAAUUCAGCGCUCCUAGCUAUGCAGCUUAACGACCCCUUCUAUCGACUCAUAAUCACCGCCAAAGAUACCGCUAUGAGCUCCAUGCUCGAGAAGCUGGUCGACACCAACAACAAGCCACGGGCUCUGCAGCUCAUCGAACCCUCUCACAUCCGCCGGUUGAUCGAGGGCGGAGACAAGGACGAUGAUCACGAGGGCGAGGUUCCUGAAUCAACCUCCGUGGUUAUAGAGCCAAUUUCAGCAACCUCCCUCUACACGCGCCACGAAAGCUACCAACCCCCGCCGCACGUCUUCAAGGCCAACCUCGCGCCGCACAUCAACUCCAACCUCCCCCUCUACGACCCGACUCAUUUCGCCCGGCACGCCCUCGUGGGCAUCAAACCCCCCGGCGCCCUGGCCAGUACCGACACCCUAAUUUACACCCCGCAACCCGAGGACCCAGCCGGCCCACCAAUCUACGACUGCGCCGUCUACUCGACCGGCUCCUCCUACGUCAAGACCUGCUCCCCCGCCAACGCCCUCCCUCAGGAUCUAGUCUUCUCCAUCCAGGUCAGCAACACGCGCACUGACUACCGGCUAACCGAACUCCAAAUCAUCAUCCCGCUGGGCGAGGCCGACGACGCAGACAGCCACACGCUCUUCCCAGCCUACGACGGGCCCGGCCCGCGCAUGCUGAGCAACCUGCGGUUCGUGGUGCUGCCGGCGCAGGGGACGUUUGACGGGCAGCGGUGUCUGGUGCUGCGGAUCCUGCCGCGCAGCGCCAACGGGUGGACGGCAAUCCGGCUGGUGAAGGAGCUUAGCUUCUUGCUGUGUCUGGCUCAGGUGAAUAACACGUUCCAGGGGCAGGGCAGGACGUUCGUGACGCUGUAUACGGCCGCGUAUUACAAGUAUGUGUUUGAGACGCAGCCGAGGCAGGGGCAGUUUACGGUGACGUUGCGGAAUACGGGGGAGUGA
Molecule: messenger RNA, 3507 nt
Organism: Chaetomium globosum CBS 148.51
Lineage: Eukaryota; Fungi; Ascomycota; Sordariomycetes; Sordariales; Chaetomiaceae
Exons: 1
Coding region: 1-3507 (1168 amino acids)
Source: RefSeq, a predicted model, not a curated record